Molecule: messenger RNA, 1284 nt
Organism: Cladocopium goreaui
Lineage: Eukaryota; Dinophyceae; Suessiales; Symbiodiniaceae
Source: the annotation of a GenBank genome assembly
AUGAGCUUGGAAGAGGCCAAGCAAAUCGCCCAGGGUGUGCGAAGGGACACGUGGUCCCAGUUCGACCUAGUUGAAGUGUUCGGAGCCUCGGGGGCUUUGGUGAGAGGAUUUGAAAAUGCUGGAUUUGAACCAGCUCCAUCUUUUGAUGUCAGAAACUCAGAAGAGCAGAACAUUCACACCAGGAAAGGCUUGGAAUUGCUGGCUCGAACUUUGGGCGCUGCAAGACGAGGAGCACUGGUCUUUAUCAUGCCGACUUGCGGGGGAUGGAUCUAUCUUUCUCGUGGCACUACGUUACGUGGUCUUGUGCUGACAGGUUACGCUGGGUGCAUGACGGUGCUGACAGGGAAUGCGGUGGCUGAGUUGGUCAGUGUUUGGUUGCUGCCCCUAGUUGAGUUCCUGGAGAUGCAGUGGGUUAUUGAACAGCCUUUUUCGAGCCUUUUUUUUGCUUGGCCGAAGCUGGCUCCCUUUCUCUCGGGUCCAAAGUGCUCAAGGGAGGUGCUUGAGUUGAGCACGUUUGGGGCCAUUUGCUCGAAGCAGCUGAUUCUGCAAGGAACCUGGUCAGGUCUUCCCCACUUGAAGAUGAUCGAGUGUGCCUUGAAAGAUCUUUUGCCGCCCCAAAAGGAUCUUGACCUUGCCAAGGCAUCACAACCGUCCGGGAGGUGGAUCACAGGCAACGAGUACACCUCCUUCAGUUGCGUCUACCCUGACUGUUUUGGAUGUGCCGUGGGGUUUGCCGAGUCCAUGCGGUUGAUGGUUGACAUGGGAGAGGACGGAGAUCUCAAGCCUGUUUCAAAACAAGGGGCCCUUGUUUUGAAAGCCUUUCACUACAUGCCACUGGAGGAAGCUAAGAAAGAAGCGGAUGAAGCAAUUGCUCGGCUGAAAGCCUCUGGGAAGAAGAGCUUUGAUAUGGACCCAGGUUGGCCUGGAAUUGAGCAUGACCUGAAGAACCUGGCCACGAUUCCUAUUCAAACACGUCGAGCAUGGUUGAAGGAGAAACGUGAUACAGGAAAGUUUGACAACUUCUUUCCUACAGGGAAUGCAAAGCCGCGCUGCUCGUUUUCCCAGGUGAAGAAAAAAACUAAGGCAACCAAGGCUUCAAGUUCUUCCAGCAAGGCACCUGCAGAGAGCCUCAAGAUUACCACUUUCUUUCCUUCCAGGAGAGACAUGUCACAAUGUUUCUUGUUAGUUUCACUUCUGCGUGGUGUUGUUUGUGAAGCGACAAUGGUUUUUCCAAUGCAGGCUUUAUUGUCUCACUGGUUCGUGUCUAAGGAAGAGUUGCCAUGA